AUGGCGGCCAUCCAUCGACCAGCUCACAUCACCCACCAUGCAGCAAAAGUCGCCUCGGCAGCAGCAUUCGAGAAGUCCAAGGAGAUAGGAGUACCGAUGAACAUCGCCAUCGUCGACGCAUCACUGUACCUUCUACACUUUGAGCGCAUGCCGGGCGCCAAAUUGACAUCCAUCGACAUUGCCAUGAACAAAGCAUUCACAGCCGCUGGUCACCGCGCCCCAACGUCCGUCUACAAGGAGAACGUCUGGCCUGGCGGCGCUGCUUUCGGACUCAAUGCCAGCAAUAACGGUCGCUUCAUGUAUGUCGCCGGUGGCAUUCCGAUUGUUGUGGACGGCGAGGUCAUUGGUGCUAUUGGGUGCAGUACAGGCACCCCAGCGCAGGAUACGGAGGUGUCGCAGGCCGGUGUCGAUGCUGUGCUGGCGUAUAUUCGGAAACAGCAGGCUUCGAAACCAAAAUUAUGA
Molecule: messenger RNA, 462 nt
Organism: Exophiala bonariae
Lineage: Eukaryota; Fungi; Ascomycota; Eurotiomycetes; Chaetothyriales; Herpotrichiellaceae
Exons: 1
Coding region: 1-462 (153 amino acids)
Source: RefSeq, a predicted model, not a curated record